Messenger RNA from Myodes glareolus (Bank vole), 1617 nucleotides. It is a transcript of the gene Ppp2r3c, whose product is annotated as protein phosphatase 2 regulatory subunit B''gamma. Gene Ontology annotation, cellular component: centrosome; spindle. The record is from RefSeq and is a predicted model, not a curated record. Gene Ontology annotation, biological process: T cell homeostasis; positive regulation of B cell differentiation; cortical cytoskeleton organization. Lineage: Eukaryota; Metazoa; Chordata; Mammalia; Rodentia; Cricetidae.
CGGCUUCCGCCCGUGUCCAAGAUGGCGUCCCAGCGUCCUUCUUAACUUCCCCCUGCCUUGGUGGCGUCUGACGUCGGAGCUGGUAGUGGGUGGAGCGGUUAACAACCCGCAAAUGUAGGGUCCUCUGAGCGGGAAUCAGCCAUGGACUGGAAAGACGUGCUCCGCCGGCGCUUAGCGUCGCCCAACACGGAUCCAAAGCGGAAAAAAAGUGAACAAGAAUUAAAAGAUGAAGAAAUGGAUUUAUUUACCAAAUAUUAUUCCGAAUGGAAAGGAGGUAGCAAAAACACAAAUGAAUUCUAUAAGACCAUUCCCCGGUUUUAUUACAGGUUGCCAGCAGAAGACGAAGUGUUACUACAGAAGUUAAGAGAGGAAUCUAGAGCCGUAUUUCUACAGAGGAAAAGCAGAGAACUCCUAGAUAAUGAAGAAUUACAGAAUUUAUGGUUUUUGCUGGAUAAGCACCAGAUACCACCUAUGAUUGGAGAGGAAGCAAUGAUCAAUUAUGAAAAUUUUUUGAAGGUUGGUGAAAAGGCUGGACCAAAGUGCAAACAAUUUUUUACUGCGAAAGUCUUUGCCAAGCUCCUCCAUACAGAUUCAUAUGGGAGAAUUUCCAUAAUGCAGUUCUUUAACUACGUCAUGCGAAAAGUUUGGCUGCAUCAGACAAGAAUAGGACUCAGUUUGUAUGAUGUUGCUGGGCAAGGAUACCUUCGGGAAUCAGACUUAGAAAACUACAUACUGGAACUUAUUCCUACUUUGCCACAAUUAGAUGGGCUAGAAAAAUCCUUUUACUCCUUUUAUGUCUGUACAGCAGUUAGGAAGUUCUUCUUCUUUUUGGACCCUCUAAGAACAGGGAAGAUCAAAAUUCAAGAUAUUUUAGCAUGCAGCUUCCUAGAUGAUUUACUGGAGCUAAGGGAUGAAGAAUUGUCCAAAGAGUGUCAAGAAACAAAUUGGUUUUCUGCUCCUUCCGCCCUGAGGGUCUAUGGUCAGUAUUUGAAUCUUGAUAAAGAUCACAAUGGCAUGCUCAGUAAAGAAGAACUCUCCCGUUAUGGAACAGCAACCAUGACCAAUGUCUUCUUAGACCGUGUUUUCCAGGAGUGUCUCACCUACGAUGGAGAAAUGGACUAUAAGACCUACCUGGACUUUGUUCUCGCCUUGGAAAACAGAAAGGAGCCUGCAGCUCUGCAGUACAUGUUCAAACUGCUGGACAUUGAGAACAAGGGCUAUCUGAACGUCUUUUCCCUGAACUAUUUCUUUAGGGCCAUACAAGAACUAAUGAAAAUCCAUGGCCAGGAUCCUGUUUCAUUUCAAGAUGUCAAGGAUGAAAUCUUCGACAUGGUAAAACCAAAGGAUCCUUUGAAAAUCUCGCUUCAAGAUCUAAUCAACAGUAAUCAAGGAGACACAGUCACCACCAUCUUAAUCGAUCUGAAUGGCUUCUGGACUUAUGAGAACAGAGAAGCCCUUGUUGCUAAUGACAAUGAGAACUCUGCAGACCUCGAUGACACAUGACCUCUGAAAGACCACACUGCCUUCAUAAAGACGCUUGAAGGCUGCAUGCAGACCCUCUGGGGCAAAAUCCUUAGAAACAUUCUAAAUAAAACUCAUCACAUGCCUGUAAACACA